AUAGCAAAGACAAGAUGCAAGAGGUGAACACCAUGACUGGCUGGUCCAACUUGUUCGUGAAGGUCGGCAUACUCAUUCUGUGCUGGAGUGUGGGAUCAGGAGACUUGUGCAAUAUCAAGAAUCUAGAAGUGGAUUGCAAGUUCAUAUAUGAAGACUUGGGCAUUGUUCAAGUCUCUGGAGUUGUACAUCUUCCAGAUGGAAAGUUGGGUCCUGCCAACUUGACGCUUACCAUUAAUGUAGUUUCACAUCAGCUGGAAUGGGAGCACGAUUUUGCAGUUUGCCAUGGCAAAAAGGUGACCCACAUUCCAAGCCUGAUGGUGCAUGGAUUUCCAGUCAUGGUCAGGAUGGAAUUUGAACCAGAUAUAUCUCAACCCCAUGUUGACACCAAGGCGAUACAUGCCUUUGGUUACAUGGAAGGAGAGGGUGGAGAGAGGAAGUACCAGUUCCUGAGGUCAAUCAUCUUGCCCAACUGGGACCUAGUGAAUCUUGAGAUGCUUCCCCCAUGUGCCGUUAAAAAUGCCUCAGAUAUCCAUUCACGCCUGAUGGACGUUGAGUUACAGCUGAAAAAUCUGAAGUCAGAUAUGUCAACAUAUACUUCUGUAUUA
Darwinula stevensoni is the source of this 605-nucleotide messenger RNA. The record is from the annotation of a GenBank genome assembly. Lineage: Eukaryota; Metazoa; Arthropoda; Ostracoda; Podocopida; Darwinulidae.